Mytilinidion resinicola is the source of this 1659-nucleotide messenger RNA. Its product is annotated as peptidase family M20/M25/M40. Gene Ontology annotation, cellular component: fungal-type vacuole lumen. Gene Ontology annotation, molecular function: metallocarboxypeptidase activity. The transcript is spliced from 2 exons. Lineage: Eukaryota; Fungi; Ascomycota; Dothideomycetes; Mytilinidiales; Mytilinidiaceae. The record is from RefSeq and is a predicted model, not a curated record. The coding region runs from base 1 to 1659 and encodes 552 amino acids.
AUGGUCUUCGCAGCCACCACUGUCACCGUCAUAUGGCUGGCUUUGCAAUUCUUCUACUCCAUCACAUCAUGGGCUCCAUGGAGUUGGAGUCGUGAAUCGUUCGCGAAAGUCCAAUGCCCCCAAGUCCCACCCAUGUUCCCCGGCGGUAGUAGCGAAGAGCUCUUGGCGAUGGACGAUUUUCUCCAAAGCGCCAAAUUUCGCAAUGAAUCUAUCGGGAGGUUGGCUGGAGCUGUCAGAAUACCCACAAUGUCUUUCGAUGAUCUCGGACCAAUUGGCGAAGACAAGAGAUGGGAGGUAUUCUACGAUUUCGAAGCUUACCUCAAAGGGGCAUUUCCGCUCCUUCACAAGAGCUUGACUCUCGAGAAGGUCAACACACAUGGUCUCAUUUAUACGUGGAAAGGAUCCGACAUAACUCUCAAGCCCACCUUGUUGAUGGCACAUCAAGAUGUCGUGCCGGUUCCUGAAUCCACAAUUACUCAAUGGACACACCCCCCUUUUUCCGGAUUCUACGAUGGGAAGUACGUGUGGGGUAGGGGAUCAUCAGAUUGCAAGAAUCAGCUCAUAGCGGUCAUGGAGGCAGUCGAACUUCUGAUAGAGGCAGGGUUUGAACCAACGAGGACGGUAAUCCUUUCCUUUGGAUUUGACGAAGAGGCUUCGGGCACGCAAGGCGCGGGAUACCUCGCGCCGUACUUGUUUGCUAAGUAUGGCAAGGACGCUAUGGCUGUUGCUGUUGACGAAGGAGCAGGACUGGGGUCUAUUUGGGGCACCAACUUUGCCUUGCCUGGUGUGGCAGAGAAAGGGUAUAUUGACGUUGAUAUCAUCCUACGGAUGCCGGGAGGCCAUAGUUCAAUCCCACCUGAUCACAACGGAAUCGGCAUCAUGAGCGAGCUCAUCACACUUAUCGAGGCAAACCCGUAUGAGCCACAUCUCCACAGCGAUAAUCCCUAUCUCAACUUGAUGCACUGUGGCGCCGAACACAGCCCAGAAUUUCCCCCGAAAUUAAAGAAGCUGUUAUCAAAACAUUCCGAUGGGGCUAAAUCCUGCUUGAAGAAAGACCGUCUAGCCCUGGAAGCCUCAAAAGCCGGCAGACCGAUUAAGUAUUUGAUGACUACGUCGGUCGCGGUAGAUGUGAUUCAGGGUGGUGUCAAAGUGAAUGCCUUGCCAGAACGGAUAUCGGCGACGAUCAACCACCGAAUCAACGUUGGAGAACAUCCGUCUGAUGUCAAAAAAAAGCUCACUCGAUUGGCGUCCAGCAUUGCAGAUAAAUAUAACCUAACUUUGCAUGCGUUUGAAGGAGACGAAACGCCUUCAUCUCUUACUCUGUUGGCGAGGAACACGACGCUGGAACCGGCUCCAGUGACUCCAACCGACGUCAAGGAAGACACGCCGUACAAAAUUCUAUCCGGAACGACGAGAGCACUAUACGGCGCAGACGUCUUGGUCGCACCCGGUAUUAUGACAGGCAAUACUGACACGAGAUACUAUUGGGACCUGACUUCCCACAUUUUCAGAUACGCAGUUGGAUGGGACUCCGAUGACGAAGCCGGCCUUGGGAAUAUCCACACGGUCAAUGAAAGAGCGUCAGUAAAGGCACAUGUUGCGGCUGUCAGGUGGUUUAGCUUUUUCAUUCGCAAUAUGGACGAGGCUAAGCUGGCUUAA